ACAACCAGAGCUGGCGUGAGACUGUUUUUAUAUCAGAUCAUAGAUGGGUGUUAUAGACCUUCAUUUUGCUUUUAAAGCUUCGAAAAGCAGCCUAUCACAUUGUCAACCCUUCCUUUCAACUGCAAAGAGCAAAUUGUAGUGUACGGUUCAAAACGCCCCCUUUGUGCAAAUAUCAUGGAAUAGAAGGACAUGGUGGACUGUUUAUCUUCUUUCUGCUAGAAUUUCUUUUCUUUUCCUAUUUUUUUCCAAGGGUAGCAAUCAUCGAAUUCGAUGAUUAAAAUGGCACGAUUUCUCAUCAAGUUACAUCGAGUGGUGGCGCUAUCUCCGUCUGUGAACAUGAUGGCCUUUAUAAAGCCCUCAGUAGACGGAGCGAUUGUCCAGUCGUAGGUCGAGUAUUGAUCAGGAAAAAAACGUCGUCUGCUAGAGAUCGGUUGUCUGCCCACGCCCGCCCGCUCGUAGGUCGAGUAUUGAUAAGCGAACACGUCGUCUGCUAGAGACCGGUUGUCUGCCCACUUCUCCCUUCAUCAAUUGAAACAAGCGUCAUCAUGACUGUCGAGGUGUACCUCAAGGAUAUGGGCUACCUCCUAGAAGGCCCUCACUGGGAUGACGUCAACAAUAAGCUCUAUUACGUCGACAUCUUCGGUAACGCCAUCCAUCGAUACGAUGUCGCCUCGCAGAAGGAUGAGAAGGUCGAUAUAGGUGAGAGCGUAGGGGCCUCUGUCCCGACUCGCAGCGGGAAGACUCUGGUUGCUGCCAAGCAUAAGAUGGGCUAUUGUGAUUGGCGAACGGGUAACUUCGAGACCGUUGCUAUGGUGGACGAAGACCAGCCGACGACGAGAUUUAACGACGGAAAGUGCGACCCCGCUGGUAGAUUAUGGGCAGGUACAAUGGGAGCAGAGGAAGUACUGGCUGGUGUUGAGAAAGGAAAGGGCUCCCUCUUUUGUCUUCAUUCUAACAUGAAGGUCACAAAACAUGUUGAUAAUAUCGACAUUUCUAAUGGUAUGGCGUGGACGGCUGACCGAAAAACCUUGUACUACAUUGAUACGCUAAGACAUGGCGUCGAUGCUUUCGACUAUAACAACGAAACAGCUGAAAUUGGUAACCGUCGUCAAGUUGUGAAAGUUCCGGACGAAGAGGGCCUCCCUGACGGUAUGUGUAUUGAUAGCGAGGAUAUGCUGUGGGUUGCACUCUUCAAUGGUGACGUCAUUAAUAGAUACAACCCCAAAACAGGUGAAAAGUUGCAAACGAUCCGCUUCCCGACCACGAACAUCACUAGCUGCUGCUGGGGAGGACGCAACCUGGAUGAACUCUACGUCACCAGCGCCAAACAUUUCCUCACCGACGAACAAAAGAGAACACAACCAUUGGCUGGAUCUGUCUUUCGGGUCACCGGCCUCGGGGUCAAAGGGGUCAAGUGUGAACCUUUUAAUGAUAGUUAGACUCAUCGAGAAUUCCAUUGUCUAGAUAUUCAGCAUCACUUUGCAAUUUGUUCUUCAUUGUCGCAUUAUGUAUGAGAAAAUUAACUUUGUUAUAGUAAAAGAAAUGUGAUAAGGACAAUAUUUAAUAGUACCCAAGGUAACGCAAUAUACAGUGCGCCCCACAAAAAGGGAAACCCGUUUUCAGAGAUAGGUUUCACAAUUAUCAAUUAUGUUUUUACUAUAAAUUUGAUACUCAUGGCAAGAGUGGAAUCAAAUCUCGAAUUUGAAACCAACUGCUAAGCAAAUCGUUCACGCAUGGCAGACCACAAACAAUAAAUAUUGAGGCAUAAUUUGCGCAGGAACUCGCGUGUUCCAAUCCCACCGCAGCACUAGUGCCCUUUGGCAAGGCGUUUAUCUACAUUUGCCACUCUCGACCCAGGUGUAGAAAAUGGGUACCCGCGGUAGGAAGGAAUUCCUUGAAUGCUCGAUGCGCCCGAUCAGGGUAGCCGUGCUAAAGCCGGGGUAUAAUAUGGACAGUGCUUACUCAAGUGUUAAAUUAUGUCAAAGCGCUAUAUAAAUGUUGCACAUUAUUAUUAUUAACAGUCUUCAUUAGUGCAGUCCUGUAGUAUAGACCCACUAGAAUGAUAACAUACAAAUUUACUACUCAUUACACUAAUCAUAUAUCUUACCAAGUAACAAGUAGUUUUCCUCUUUUCCAAUGAAGUUUCUCUGCCAAAAAUUAAAAAUAUUUUAAAACUAGCUAUUGAAAACAAAUUCAAUGGAAGACACUAUUUGUCAGUUCGCUCCCCCUUUAAAGUGCCUUUAAGCAUAUCAGCGUAAUUGAUAUCAUAGUAUCUCACAAAUUCAUCUGUUUGUAUAAUAAUGUAUGGAUGUCUUGUAAAUAUGCAGCAAUAAAUCAUUAUGAUCUUGGAGUGAAAAAUCAAUGAAUAGACAUUUAUUUUGCGUAGUAGUUGAAUUAUGAUGGCGCUCUUUAAUCUCUCUAGAUUUAAUUAUGAGAGGUGCCGUGGCCGAGUGGUCUAAGGCGCCUGGCUAUACAUGGAAAGUCCGGGGUUCGAUCCCCGGCCGCGGCACCAAUGCCCUUGAGCAAGGCAUUUAAUCUACAAUGCUCUUUUAUCCUGCUUUCAAAUAAAUGGAAAUGCUAUAUGCAUUAUUGGUAACAAGA
Molecule: messenger RNA, 2601 nt
Organism: Lytechinus pictus (painted urchin)
Lineage: Eukaryota; Metazoa; Echinodermata; Echinoidea; Temnopleuroida; Toxopneustidae
Product: regucalcin-like
Exons: 7
Coding region: 546-1439 (297 amino acids)
Biological process (GO): L-ascorbic acid biosynthetic process
Molecular function (GO): calcium ion binding; enzyme regulator activity; gluconolactonase activity
Source: RefSeq, a predicted model, not a curated record